CGUGUCCCGGAAGCUCCCUCAUCAGAAUCCGGAAGUCACAGCUUAGUGUCGUGGUUUGUGGCUGGCCAGGCGAGUUCAGGUGUUCGUGUUACUAGAACGCUGAUCACCAGAUUCUUGAUUCGGUUGCCUCUUAUUUCUCGCCUGGAAAUGGCGACUUACACCUGUAUCACCUGUCGCGUGGCGUUCCGCGAUGCGGAGAUGCAGCGCGCCCACUACAAGACCGACUGGCACCGCUACAACCUGCGGCGAAAAGUGGCCAACAUGGCCCCAGUUACGGCCGAAGGCUUCCAGGAGCGAGUGCGGGCGCAGCGGGCCGUGGCAGAGGAGGAGAGCAAGGGCACGGCCACCUACUGCACCGUCUGCAGUAAGAAGUUUGCAUCUUUCAAUGCCUAUGAGAACCAUCUCAAGUCCCGGCGGCACGUGGAGCUGGAGAAGAAGGCGGUGCAGGCAGUGAAUCGCAAAGUGGAAAUGAUGAACGAGAAGAACUUGGAGAAAGGACUGGGCGUGGACAGUGUGGACAAGGAUGCCAUGAACGCGGCCAUCCAGCAGGCCAUCAAGGCUCAGCCGUCCACAUCCCCCAAGAAAGCGCCCAUAGAGGGGUCCUCGAGCGCCGUGGCGGUGGCUGCUGGGGGACGGGGGGCUCACGACCGAGACCCGGCCGAGAAGCCGCCCCGGCUCCAGUGGUUUGAACAGCAGGCGAGGAAGUUGGCCAAGCAGCAGGGGGAGGAGAGCGAGGAGGAGGAGGACCUGGACGGAGACGAUUGGGAAGAUAUUGAUUCUGAUGAAGAAAUGGAAUGUGAGGAUACCGAAGUGAUGGACGACAUAGAGGAGGAAGAGACUGGGGAAGUUCCACCUCUUGGUGCCAUCCCAAUAACAGACUGCUUGUUUUGUCCCCAUCAUUCAAGCUCCCUCAUGAAGAAUGUGGCUCAUAUGACUAAAAUCCACAGCUUCUUUAUUCCUGACAUAGAAUAUCUUUCAGACCUUAAGGGACUGAUUAAAUAUUUGGGAGAGAAAGUUGGUGUUGGCAAGAUUUGCUUGUGGUGCAAUGAGAAAGGGAAAUCAUUCUACUCCACAGAAGCUGUGCAGGCACAUAUGAAUGACAAAAGCCACUGUAAGCUCUUCACAGAUGGUGAUGCUGCUUUGGAAUUUGCAGACUUCUAUGAUUUUAGGAGUAGCUACCCAGAUCACAAGGUAGGAGAGGAACCUGAUGAGACAGAGGAGUUGCCCUCAGAUAAGAGCUUGGAAUAUGAUGAUGAAACUAUGGAGCUGAUUCUGCCUUCUGGUGCCAGAGUGGGUCAUCGCUCCUUAAUGAGGUACUACAAACAGCGAUUUGGCUUGUCAAGAGCUGUGGCAGUUGCUAAAAAUCAAAAGGCCGUCGGCAGGGUACUCCAGCAGUACAGAGCCCUGGGGUGGACCGGCAGCACAGGAGCUGCUCUUGUGCGAGAGCGAGAUAUGCAAUAUGUCCAAAGGAUGAAAGCAAAAUGGAUGUUGAAGACAGGAAUGAAGAGCAAUGCCACCAAGCAGAUGCACUAUAGGGCCCAAGUGAGAUUCUGAAGGCCUGCAGGAUUGAGUAGUGCAUCUGCUCCAGUUUCUUUUCCACCUGAAGAGCAAUGGAAGCUGGAUUGAGGAAUAUGCCCUUUUGCUGCUACUUUGGUUUGUUCUGACCUAAUUAAAAAAAAGUCAAAAUCAUA
Molecule: messenger RNA, 1691 nt
Organism: Castor canadensis (American beaver)
Lineage: Eukaryota; Metazoa; Chordata; Mammalia; Rodentia; Castoridae
Gene: Znf622
Product: zinc finger protein 622
Biological process (GO): ribosomal large subunit biogenesis
Cellular component (GO): preribosome, large subunit precursor
Molecular function (GO): zinc ion binding; nucleic acid binding
Source: RefSeq, a predicted model, not a curated record